Drepanopeziza brunnea f. sp. 'multigermtubi' MB_m1 is the source of this 906-nucleotide messenger RNA. RefSeq lists its product as uncharacterized. Gene Ontology annotation, molecular function: rRNA primary transcript binding; snoRNA binding. Lineage: Eukaryota; Fungi; Ascomycota; Leotiomycetes; Helotiales; Drepanopezizaceae. Gene Ontology annotation, cellular component: small-subunit processome; nucleolus; Mpp10 complex. Gene Ontology annotation, biological process: rRNA processing. The record is from RefSeq and is a predicted model, not a curated record.
AUGAAUACCGCUAUUAGAAAACGCCAACGCCAACGUAAAGAUUACAUCUACCGGCGAGCAGUUACUCUCCGAGAUGCCGAGAUAUCAGAAAAGAGAGCAAAGCUACGAUCGUCACUGGCAUCAGGCAAACCUCUGGACCCCGCGAUUGCAAACGAUAAGAGGCUACGCGAAGACUACAAGUACGAUGAAUCUCGACCAGAUUUGAGCGCCAGCGAGGCUUUGGACCUAGAUGACGAGUAUGCCCAAUUAUCCGGAAUCGUUGACCCCCGAGUUCUCGUAACAACCUCCCGCGACCCCUCCACACGUCUCUCGUCGUUCGCCAAAGAAAUCAGGCUCCUCAUUCCGACUGCGAUCCGCCUGAACAGAGGAAAUGUCAUUUUGCCAAAUCUGGUAUCCUCUGCACAAGCAGGAGGUCUCACAGAUAUUGUUCUGCUGCACGAACACCGUGGUGUACCGACUGCCCUGACAUUGUCGCACUUCCCUCACGGCCCCACAGUCUCCUUCUCCCUGCAUAACGUCGUACUCCGUCACGAUAUUCCAAACUCCUCGCGUGGUACAGUCAGCGAAUCUUACCCCCACCUCAUCUUUGAAGGCUUCACCUCCAAGCUCGGAUUACGAAUUGUGAGAGUCCUGAAGCAUAUUUUCCCGCCCCGAGAAGCCAUUACCAAUAAGACGAAAGUCGGAAGCCGGGUGGUGACAUUCAAGAAUAUUGAGGAUAGCAUCGAGGUCCGCCACCAUGUGUUUGUAAGGACUGGGUACCAGAGUGUAGAGCUGGCGGAGGUCGGACCUCGGAUGACGAUGAGGUGUUUUGAGAUCCGAGGUGGCACGCUGGAGAAUAAGGAUGGAGAUGUCGAGUGGAGAAUGAAUCAGUAUACGAGGACGAGCCGUAAGAAGGAUUAUCUGUAA